GCCUCUGGCUCUGAGGCGGCGGCGCCGGGCGCUGCGAAGGCUCGGCCGCUGUAGUCAGUGGUGUGGGGUGCGCAAGGGCACGGACCUCGGAGCUCUCCCCGCUUGCGCCGAGUUUCUCAGCGCCUUCCCCACCCAAACCGGGGUCUCGCAGUCGGAAGCACUCAGAGUGCAGCCCCGCGCGGGGCCGGUCGUAACCGCGCCGCGGGCCGGACGAUGCCCAAGAAGCUGCUGCUGUUGCCCCCGCCCUCCGCGUCCUCGGCUUUCCGCGUCCCGCGCGCCCGCCCCGUUCCCCCGCCGGCCAUGAACGCCGCUCGCACCGGCUACCGAGUCUUCUCGGCCAACUCCACGGCCGCCUGCACGGAGCUGGCCAAGCGCAUCACAGAGCGCCUUGGUGCUGAAUUGGGGAAGUCUGUUGUAUAUCAAGAGACCAAUGGAGAAACAAGAGUUGAAAUAAAAGAAUCUGUUCGUGGCCAAGAUAUUUUCAUUAUACAGACAAUACCCAGAGAUGUGAAUACAGCUGUGAUGGAGUUGCUCAUCAUGGCUUACGCACUGAAGACUGCCUGUGCCAGGAACAUUAUUGGGGUCAUCCCCUACUUCCCCUACAGCAAGCAGAGCAAGAUGAGGAAGAGGGGUUCCAUUGUGUGCAAGCUGCUAGCAUCCAUGCUGGCGAAAGCAGGUUUAACUCACAUUAUCACUAUGGAUCUUCAUCAAAAGGAAAUACAAGGCUUUUUCAGCUUUCCUGUGGACAACCUUAGAGCCUCACCUUUCCUGCUUCAGUAUAUCCAGGAAGAAAUUCCAAAUUACAGAAAUGCAGUCAUUGUAGCUAAGUCUCCUGAUGCUGCAAAGAGGGCCCAGUCCUAUGCGGAGAGACUGCGUCUGGGUUUGGCCGUCAUUCACGGGGAAGCUCAGUGCACGGAACUGGACAUGGACGAUGGUCGUCACUCCCCGCCUAUGGUCAAAAAUGCUACUGUGCACCCAGGCCUGGAGUUGCCAUUGAUGAUGGCCAAAGAGAAGCCACCGAUAACUGUAGUUGGAGAUGUUGGAGGCCGCAUCGCAAUCAUCGUGGAUGACAUUAUUGACGAUGUGGAGAGUUUUGUUGCUGCCGCGGAGAUCCUGAAAGAGAGAGGCGCCUAUAAGAUCUAUGUUAUGGCCACCCACGGCAUCCUGUCUGCAGAGGCCCCUCGCCUGAUUGAGGAGUCCUCCGUAGACGAGGUGGUGGUGACGAAUACUGUCCCUCAUGAGGUUCAGAAGCUGCAAUGUCCCAAGAUAAAGACUGUGGAUAUCAGUUUGAUUCUUUCUGAAGCCAUUCGGAGAAUCCACAAUGGAGAGUCCAUGGCCUACCUUUUCCGAAACAUCACUGUGGAUGACUAGCUUUCACGAGGGUCUCGACCCUGGACCUCCUGAGGGAAACAUGGAAAAAGCAGUGCCAUGAGUGAUACAGUGUUUCCUUGCAAGGGAGGACUCGAAACAGCCUGGAGUUAGAUAUCUUCUUUUGCCCGGAUUGAUGGGGAGGAGGGAUUAAAAGAGUCAGGAAGAAGACAGAGCUAAUGGAUAAAUAUCAUAACAUGGCCUUACAUGUCUGCUGUCAUCAGCCCUGUUCCUUAAAAGUUCUAGCUGCUUUCUUAAAAAUAAUCUGAAAAUCUUAUUGAUACUAAAGAGGAGUUAAAGGCACAUAAAGUCUUAACUCUAUAAUGUUCAUUUAGUUGUUUCAGCUCCAGGGAAAUGGAGGUAUUGAUGUUGAACCUGGUUAGGGAAGCUGAGCGCCUGUGGCCCUAUUACUAUCCAGUUGGCCUCUCCCAAAUCAACUUCAAGUCUUUUAUAGAGAAUCGUAUUUUUCUUUCAGAAAUUGUUAUGCCUACAGCCAUUGAAAAAUGAAGCAUUCAUGUUGUUACAUCUUCCAAGGAUGUCAGAUUAGAAAAUAGCAUCCCACCUCUGGGUAUCUGAGUGGCUCUGAAGUUGCAAAUAAAAUAAUUUGUUGUCUUGCUAGUCUUUUCAUUAGACAGCAGAAGACCAUGGAUACAGAACAGCAGUCAGGUCUGUGGCUGGACACAAACACUUUCCCAGGUUCCACCCUCUUCCUAAGUGUUGAAGCUAAAUCCUUGUUGAAUACUGUAUUUUAAAUCUUUAAAAAAAAAAAAAAAAAGUCUAGGUGUGGUGGCUCACACCUAUAAUCUGAGUACUUUGGGAGGCUGAGGCAAGGAGGAUUGCUUGAGCCCAGGAGUUUCAGACCAGCCUGGGAAACAUGGCGAAACCCCCAUGUCUACAAAAAAUACAAAAAUUAGCCAGGCAUUGGUAGCAUGUGCCUGUAGUUCCAGCUACCUUGGGAGGCUGAGGUGGGAGGAUUGCCUGAGCCAAGGAGGUUGAAGCUGCAGUGAACUAUGAUUGUACCACUGCCAUCCAUCCUGGGUGACAGAGCAACACCCUGUCUCAAAAAAAAAAAACAGGCCAGGGAUCGUGUCUUAUGCCUGUAAUCCCUGCACUUUGGGAGGCCGAGGCAGGUAGAUCACCUGAGGUCAGGAGUUUGAGACCAGCCUGGCCAACAUGGCAAAACCCCGUCUCUACUAAAAAUACAAAAAUUAGCCUAGCUAAGUUAAAAGCAUAAAAAGACUACAAAGAGGCCAGGCAUCAUGGCUCACGCCUGUAAUCCCAGCACUUUGGGAGGCCGAGGUGGGCAGAUCACUUGAGGUCAGGAGUUUGAGACCAGCCUGGCCAAUAUGGUGAAACCCUGUCCCUACUAAAAAUACAAAAAUUAGCCGGGUGUUGGGGGAGGGGGUGCACGCCUGUAAUCCCAGCUACUCGGGAGGCUGAGGCAGGAGAAUUAAUUGGUUGAACCCAAGAGGCAGAGAUUGCAGUGAGCUGAGAUUGUGCCACUGCACUCCAGCCCAAGUGACAGAGCAAGAUUCCAUCUCAAAAAAAAAAAAAGACUGCAAAGAACUAGUUAUUUUGAUAACCCCUUAAAGGCCUACUGUGUCCCAAGUUAUUGGAAUAUAAUGAUGAUCGAAAAUCCUUCAAUUAAAUAAACAGUACCUCUCAGGCUGAAGUGAAAAAUCUGAACUUGAACAGUAGUUAAAAUAGUACAGUUAUUCCUUACAAUCCAUGGGUGAUUGGUUCCAGGACUCAACCUCCUGCCCAUGGAUGUGCAAGUCCCUGAUAGAAAAUGGUGUAGUAUCUGCAUAUAAGCUAUGCACAUCCUGGAUGACUUGUAAUACCUACUGCAAUAUCCUGUGUAGAUGGUGGUCAUGCUGUAUUAUUUAGAGAAUCAUGACAGGAAUCUGUACGUGUUCAGUCGUGGUUGGUUAAAUCUGCAGAUGCAGAGCUCACGGAGGAGGCUGGCCAUGCAUGGCACACAUUCAUAGGUUCUCUUUAAGUAGCCUUGCUGUGCUUCUGUUAGGAAGUUUUAUUUAUACGUUUUUGGGAAGAAUCUUGUAUGGGGAA
Molecule: messenger RNA, 3435 nt
Organism: Homo sapiens (human)
Lineage: Eukaryota; Metazoa; Chordata; Mammalia; Primates; Hominidae
Gene: PRPSAP1
Product: phosphoribosyl pyrophosphate synthetase associated protein 1
Exons: 10
Coding region: 214-1371 (385 amino acids)
Biological process (GO): nucleotide biosynthetic process
Molecular function (GO): magnesium ion binding
Source: RefSeq, marked validated